ACCUCAUCUGUCUCUUCCGCGACAACGUUGCGUGACGUUGCGGCUGGACGUCGAGUGCUGAACGUGUGAACGUGGCAAACUUCCUUUCCUGACAUCUGCGAAGCGUGAAAAAUGGUUCUGGAUUUGGACUUCUUCCGCGAGGACAAAGGUUUCGAUCCGGAGAAAAUCCGGGAAAACCAGCGGAAACGUUUCAAAGACGUGCAGCUGGUGGACACCGUGAUCGAAAAGGACAAGCAUUGGCGACAAUUGCGUCAUCGCGCCGACAAUUUCAAUAAACUGAAGAAUCUGUGUAGCAAAGUAAUUGGCGAGAAAAUGAAGAAAAAGGAACCGGUCGGCAACGACGAUAAUGUGCCUCAGGACCUCGCCGACGACCUUGACAAUUUGACUCCCGAGAGCUUGAGAGCUUUGACAGUGGCGCAAAUCAAGAGAAUACGCGUUCUCAUCGACGAAGCCAUACAGAGAAACGAUGAGAGUCUGAAGACAACCGAGUUAGAUAGGAACAACGCUCUCAGAGAAGUGGGAAAUCAUCUGCACGAGUCUGUACCUGUUAGCAACGAUGAAGAGGAGAACAAAAUAGAAAGAACUUGGGGAGAUUGCAGCCAAAAGAAGAAAUACUCCCACGUUGAUCUGAUUCAAAUGAUCGACGGAAUAGACGGAGAACGUGGAACAAGUGUAUCUGGAGGCAGAGGAUAUUUCCUCACCGGACCGGGAGUGUUUCUUCAACAAGCGUUAAUACAGUUAUCAUUAAGGAAGUUAACCAAAAAGAGUUACAAACCUCUUUACACUCCAUUUAUCAUGCGGAAAGAUGCGAUGCAAGAAGUAGCUCAGCUUUCUCAAUUUGAUGAAGAAUUGUACAAGGUCAUUGGUAAAGGAAGCGAGCGUAAUGAAGACAAAGAGAUGGAGGAGAAGUAUCUCAUUGCUACCUCCGAGCAGCCAAUAGCAGCUUUUCAUCGAGGCGAAUGGAUAGCUGAGAACGCUUUACCCAUUAAAUAUGCCGGUAUUUCUACUUGCUUUAGACAAGAAGUCGGCUCUCACGGCCGAGAUACCAGAGGUAUUUUCAGAGUACAUCAAUUUGAAAAGGUGGAGCAGUUUUGUCUCACUUCCCCCCACGACAACAAGUCGUGGGAGAUGAUGGAAGAAAUGAUCGCCAAUGCGGAGGAGUUUUAUCAGAACCUGGAGAUUCCGUAUCGCGUGGUUAACAUUGUGUCCGGCGCAUUGAAUCACGCGGCUUCCAAGAAAUUGGAUCUGGAAGCUUGGUUCCCCGGAUCUAGAGCGUUCCGCGAACUCGUUUCGUGCAGCAACUGUCUGGAUUAUCAAGCGAGAAGAUUACUCGUGAGAUACGGUCAGACGAAGAAAAUGAACACCGCGACGGAUUACGUUCACAUGUUGAACGCGACGAUGUGCGCCGUGACGCGUGUGAUCUGCGCGAUAUUGGAGGUCCAUCAAACGGAAACCGGCAUCAAGAUGCCGAAAAUUCUGGCGGAAUACAUGCCCGUCGAAUACAAGAGCGAAAUUCCUUUCGUCAAGCCCGCGCCGAUCGAUGAAAUCGAAACGAAGAAACAGAAGAAACAGAAAGAGAACAUGUAAAAGUAGCGCUAUACUCUGUAUAAACAUGAAAAACUCUUUAUUUGCUAAUAUUUAUUAAAAACGACAUGUUUUUUUUUA
Messenger RNA from Pseudomyrmex gracilis, 1665 nucleotides. RefSeq names its product serine--tRNA ligase, cytoplasmic (gene SerRS). Gene Ontology annotation, molecular function: serine-tRNA ligase activity; tRNA binding; ATP binding. The transcript is spliced from 5 exons. Gene Ontology annotation, cellular component: cytosol. The coding region runs from base 112 to 1587 and encodes 491 amino acids. The record is from RefSeq and is a predicted model, not a curated record. Gene Ontology annotation, biological process: seryl-tRNA aminoacylation. Lineage: Eukaryota; Metazoa; Arthropoda; Insecta; Hymenoptera; Formicidae.